AUGAUAAAGCCCCAACCGUUUAAGCUUCGCCCGCCUCGGGGUAUUGUUUUUGACAUGGACGGCACACUGACACGCCCACAAACGCAAAUGUUCACCGAUAUGCGGCGUGCUUUGCAAAUUGAGCACGUGAAGAUCGAUAUUCUGGACCAUUUGGCGACACUCCCCGAUAAGGAGAAACAGCUCGCCGAAGAAAAGCUGGCGCAAAUCGAAGAGUCCUACAUGCUCAAGACCGAGCCCACGGUAGGCGUCGUGGAGCUUUUCCAAUUUUUGUCGCGCAAGAAUAUCAAAUACACCGUUUGCACGAGAAACCUGAUGAGGCCCGUGCUUCACCUGCUGGAAACGCAUCUAAAAGGCGUCGAGUUUUGCCAGCCAGUUGUUACUCGAAGUUUCAGGCCCGCCAAGCCCGCUGCAGAGCCGCUGCUCCACAUAGCAGCCGCAUGGGGGUUCGAGCCCAAGGACAUGGUCAUGGUUGGUGACUCACGUGACGACGUGCUAGCUGGCCUGGCAGCCGGGUUCACCACCAUUUUGCUACGCCACGAGGAUAAUGCAAAAGUUGCGGAUGACUUCCCGCAGAUAGAUUACGUGAUUCACGAUUUCCACGAGCUGGUAGAGUUAUUAGACUAG
Molecule: messenger RNA, 624 nt
Organism: Ogataea haglerorum
Lineage: Eukaryota; Fungi; Ascomycota; Pichiomycetes; Pichiales; Pichiaceae
Exons: 1
Coding region: 1-624 (207 amino acids)
Source: RefSeq, a predicted model, not a curated record